This is a messenger RNA of Macadamia integrifolia, 2428 nucleotides long. RefSeq lists its product as uncharacterized. The transcript has 2 exons. The record is from RefSeq and is a predicted model, not a curated record. Lineage: Eukaryota; Viridiplantae; Streptophyta; Magnoliopsida; Proteales; Proteaceae. The coding region runs from base 68 to 2185 and encodes 705 amino acids.
CUCUGCUUGCUGCUGGACUCAAGCAUGAUCUGUUGGACAUAGAAGUAGAGUCUGCCCUCAAAGUGGAAUGCAAUCUGGAAAAACUGAAGAGCACAAAUCACCAAUGUGGUAUUCCAUGAUUAGCAGUCAAGUCUUGCUAGAGAAGAAGCCUCGGUUCUUUCACGAAUUCCCAGUACAGGUUCAAAAGCUCUGGAACAAAUGGGAGCUCCGAUUGGUGGUUCUACUCAGCCUCUUCUUUCAAAUCCUCCUUAUAUCGUUGGGCGACCGCAGAAGGAACAUCAAUAAAAAUUGGGUACAAAUCAUUCUAUGGCUUACUUACUUGUGUGCGGACUGGGUUGCAGCUGUUGCCCUCGGCAUCCUCUCCCACAGUAUAGAUGGCCAACUAAAAACCAACGAACUCACAGCCUUCUGGGCUCCAUUUCUUCUAUUACACCUCGGCGGUCCAGACAACAUCACUGCCUUCGCCUUAGAAGAUAAUGAGUUGUGGUUGAGACACUUACUUGGGCUUGGCGUCCAAGGCAGCAUUGCAUCUUAUGUCUCCAUCAGGUCCUGGACGGGUACUGGGGUCUCAUUUCUUUCACUUCUCAUGUAUGUUCCUGCAAUUGUCAAAUAUGGGGAGAGGACAUGGGUUCUCAGUUCCGCAAGCAAGGAGCGGUUGAGAGACUCUAUGCUUCGUCCCCCUGAUCCGGGCCCAAGUUAUGCCAAAUUCAUGGAUGAAUACAGCUCUAAGGAGGAGGAAGGAUUUCAGGUGACCAUAGGAAGUAUUGAAGAAGAAAGUCUACAAUCCCGUCGUUACAGUACCCAUAACACUAGUGGCCUCAAUGAUGGUGAUGCUGAGGAUUUGGUUAAAGCACAUUACUUCUUUGAGAUAUUCAAGCGUCUGUUCGCUUUUCUCAUUCUCAGCUAUGAGGAUUGGGAAGAAAGCAAAUUAUUCUUCCAAAAAAUUUCUUACCAAAAGGCUUUCAAUUUGAUCGAUAUUGAACUUGGAUUCAUGUUCGAUGUACUUUACACCAAGGCAGCUGUGGUUUAUUCUAUGAUAGGCUGUAUUCUAAGGACAAUCAGUUCGUCCUUCACAUUCAUUGUGUUUAUUGUGUUCUUGAAAGUUGACAAGGGAGAGCAUCCACCCACCGAUAUAAUCAUAACUUACCUAUUGCUUGCUCUGGCCAUCAUCCUUGAGAUUUAUGGGGCCAUCGUUCUAAUUACGUCGGAUUUGGUGUUCCUCUGGCUAAGAGAGCGAAGAUGCCCCCUUGCUGGCCUCGCUAGACGACUUUGGAAAUGCCGGAGGCAGCGGCGCACAAGUACAAGGUGGUCUAAUUCCAUGGCACAAUACAGUCUAUUAAGGGUUUGGCUCAAAGAUGACCCUGCAAGAUUAGAUGAGAACCUUAGGAAGUUGUUGGGCAUUGAAAAAAUGCUAAGGAAGUACUGUUAUACAACCUAUAGGCAAGUCCCUAAAGAGUUGAAAGAAUUUAUCUUCCAACAGCUCUGUAGAAAAUCAGACAAGGCCAUCAAUUUCAAGGAAGCAAAGUGCCAAUGCGCAAGUAGAGGUGGUGAGGUACUUCAACGAGGACAGUACAGUGAUCUCCAUGGUUUGCUUGGGUGGAGUAUAGAUGAUGUAGAAUAUGACCAAAGCAUUCUUAUUUGGCACAUUGCUACAGAACUCUGCUAUCAGUCUGAUGGUAUUGGUCAAAAACACAAAGAAGGAAACAUAAGCAAGGUAUUGUCAGAUUAUAUGUUGUAUCUUCUACUAGUGUGCCCUUUUAUGUUGCCUGAAGGGAUUGGAGAGGUCAGGUAUCUAGAUACCGAGGCAGAAGCCAUGCAUUUCUUCCAAGAGAAAACAUCAAAUCUCAAGACCAAACGCCGACCUCUUGAUUUGUUGCUGCAAGUGAAGACUGAUAUUCCACCUAUUGAAGUGAAAGGUCCCAAAAGCAAGUCUGUCCUAUUUGAUGCAUGUAGGCUUGCAAAUCAGUUAAAAGAAUUGGAAAGGAAUAAGAGAUGGGAGAUAAUUAGUGUGUUGUGGGUGGAGAUGCUAUCAUUUGCUGCAGCUCAGUGCAAAGGGCAAAAUCAUGCUAAACAACUCGGACAAGGUGGAGAACUUCUCACUCAUGUGUGGCUUCUAAUGGCACAUCUCGGUAUAACAGAACAAUUCGAAAUGCAGACAGUUGCAAGUAAGUUGAUUUGCAGAUGAUAAAGAAUAGCUUGGCAAUUAUCUCUUCACAUAUGAUGUAGGGAUCGAUCAGGAUCUACACUCAGAACUAUCGGGCUUAGGCUACUUUUAGUCUGAUAAAGGAUUCUCCUCAUUUAACUUUUAUAUGUCAGCUAGCUGUGUUAUUGUUCCUACCAAAUGAGAAUUGAGGAUCUUUUAGUGUCUAGUGUGUGUAAUAUAUUUCUCAAGUAAAUAAAAUAUGUGCUUUGUUCAGGGGAAAAAAUA